Molecule: messenger RNA, 1908 nt
Organism: Patiria miniata (bat star)
Lineage: Eukaryota; Metazoa; Echinodermata; Asteroidea; Valvatida; Asterinidae
Product: tubulin beta-4B chain
Exons: 3
Coding region: 113-1456 (447 amino acids)
Biological process (GO): microtubule cytoskeleton organization; mitotic cell cycle
Cellular component (GO): microtubule; cytoplasm
Molecular function (GO): GTPase activity; GTP binding; structural constituent of cytoskeleton
Source: RefSeq, a predicted model, not a curated record
CCGCCUUCGAAAAAUCGCGUCACAUCGAACAUUCGACAAAUCAGCAAGUGCAUGCACCUUCCAACCAUUGUGAAAUUUUCAACUUAACAAAUAAAAUCCACCAAACCAUACAAUGCGUGAAAUCGUUCACAUCCAAGCAGGCCAGUGCGGCAAUCAGAUUGGAGCCAAGUUCUGGGAGGUGAUCUCUGAUGAGCAUGGCAUCGACCCAACGGGCACAUACCAUGGCGACUCCGACUUGCAGUUGGAGAGAAUCAACGUUUACUACAAUGAAGCUACUGGAGGCAAAUAUGUACCCCGAGCUGUACUGGUCGACCUGGAGCCAGGCACCAUGGACUCUGUCCGCUCUGGUCCAUUUGGUCAGAUCUUCAGACCAGACAACUUUGUCUUCGGACAGAGUGGAGCUGGAAACAACUGGGCCAAGGGUCACUACACCGAGGGGGCUGAGCUGGUAGACUCGGUUCUUGAUGUUGUCCGCAAGGAGGCAGAGAGCUGUGAUUGCCUACAGGGAUUCCAACUGACACACUCCCUUGGUGGUGGCACUGGCUCAGGAAUGGGAACACUUCUCAUCAGCAAGAUCCGUGAGGAGUACCCAGACCGCAUCAUGAAUACCUUCAGUGUCGUACCUUCUCCCAAGGUAUCUGACACUGUGGUCGAGCCCUACAAUGCCACUCUCUCUGUCCACCAGCUCGUAGAGAACACAGAUGAGACCUACUGCAUUGAUAACGAAGCUCUGUAUGACAUCUGUUUCCGCACCUUGAAGUUGACCACCCCAACAUAUGGCGAUCUCAACCAUCUUGUGUCUGCUACCAUGAGUGGUGUUACCACCUGCCUGAGGUUCCCUGGUCAACUCAAUGCUGAUCUUCGCAAGCUGGCAGUUAACAUGGUACCUUUCCCACGACUCCACUUCUUCAUGCCUGGCUUUGCUCCUCUGACCAGCAGAGGCAGCCAGCAGUACCGUGCCCUGACUGUUCCCGAGCUGACCCAGCAGAUGUUCGAUGCCAAGAAUAUGAUGGCUGCUUGCGACCCGCGUCACGGCCGCUACUUGACCGUUGCAGCUAUGUUCCGUGGCCGCAUGUCCAUGAAGGAAGUUGAUGAGCAGAUGCUGAACGUGCAGAACAAGAACAGCAGCUACUUCGUGGAAUGGAUCCCCAACAACGUCAAGACCGCUGUCUGCGACAUCCCACCACGAGGCCUCAAGAUGUCCGUCACCUUCAUCGGGAACAGCACCGCCAUCCAGGAGCUGUUUAAGCGCAUCUCUGAGCAAUUCACCGCUAUGUUCAGGCGGAAGGCUUUCUUGCAUUGGUACACCGGUGAGGGUAUGGAUGAGAUGGAGUUCACUGAGGCUGAGAGCAACAUGAACGACUUGGUGUCUGAAUACCAGCAGUACCAGGAUGCAACAGCCGAGGAGGAAGGCGAGUUUGAUGAAGAAGAGGAAGAAGGUGACCAGGAGCAGUAGACAUCCAGAUUGACAACAGGAACUCACACUUAAACAAAAAAUACUACAAAAGUUUAGGAUCAAACAAACAAGUUUAGGACCAAACAGCUCAUUACUUAGUGUGGUCAAUGUUAAUGUAAAAGAAAUUGGACUGUUUUUAAUUCAACUAAACUUUGUUCUGCAGAAAAGUGAAACAAAAUUCAAAAAAUAACUUCAACUGAAAAAAGGGGGUCAAAGUGACCCUUAAUACAAUGGGACACACUUGCACCAAAAGACCACAAAAACUCAAUUUCUACCAGUUUUGGUUCAUCUUGGGGAAAAACAGCCACUAAUAUGACUGGUAUUUCUGCACAUCAAAAUUGUCAGUGUGUCCCAUUGUAUUCACUUAUGCCACUCUGUCUUGCCGUUGUCUUGCCUUACAGAAAGUUCCUGAAACGUUUGAAACAAUAAAACAAGAAGUGAUGAAAAUUCAA